Messenger RNA from Capsicum annuum, 1346 nucleotides. Its product is annotated as ras-related protein RABA3. The transcript has 2 exons. NCBI's taxonomy places the organism in Eukaryota, Viridiplantae, Streptophyta, Magnoliopsida, Solanales, Solanaceae. Gene Ontology annotation, cellular component: endosome. The coding region runs from base 319 to 1101 and encodes 260 amino acids. Gene Ontology annotation, molecular function: GTPase activity; GTP binding. The record is from RefSeq and is a predicted model, not a curated record.
UAAGUUGCUUUCUUGAAAGGCUAAAUACGUCACAUUUCCCGGGCAUUUCGCCUCAAAUUAAGACACCGGUUAUUCCCCCUAUUCUAAAUAAAUCAACAUAGUACUCUAUAGUUACUCGUACGACGUAGCCAUAAUUGAAUCUUUAAAACAGACCAACAUACAUACACAUCGAAACGAGUCCAUGUCAGGUUACUGUCCAUUGUCAUACAUACAAAUGCAUCAGCUAGACUUAGCGGACUAGUAAAGUAAAGAAGUUUAUUAAGCUCUUCUUCCUUUUUUUUUUUUUUUCAAUUCUUGGGUAUUUGUGUGUACAAGAUCAUGAACCAAGAAAUGAAUGGCGUCGAGGAUCAGAAACAUCAGCAGCAGCAGCAGCAGCAGCAGAAGCACGAGGAUCAAAUGAUGAAUCGUGUAAACGGGGUUCAUCAUAAUUACGAUGAUAAAAUAGACUAUGUGUUUAAAGUGGUGGUGAUUGGUGACUCUGCUGUUGGGAAAACUCAGGUGCUUUCAAGGUUUGCUAAGAAUGAGUUCUGUUUUGACUCAAAGUCCACAAUUGGUGUUGAGUUUCAAACUAGGACUGUUUCUAUUCAGUCUAAAGGGGUUAAGGCUCAGAUCUGGGACACUGCUGGCCAAGAAAGGUACAGAGCUGUGACAAGUGCAUACUACAGGGGAGCGCUAGGAGCCAUGUUAGUUUACGACAUAACAAAGAGACAGACAUUCGAUCAUGUAGCUAGAUGGGUCGAGGAACUCAGGGCUCAUGCUGAUAGCUCCAUUGUGAUCAUGUUGAUCGGUAACAAAGCUGAUCUAGUUGACUCGAGGGCAGUUCCAACUGAAGACGCGGUUGAGUUUGCAGAGAGGCAGGGGCUAUUUUUCUCUGAGACAUCAGCUCUUAGUGGCCACAAUGUGGAGUCAGCCUUCUUUAAACUCUUGGAAGAAAUAUUCAAUAUGGUGUCAAGGAAGACUUUGUUGGUGGAUUCUGGUGCUAAUGGAAAUCACACCACAGAGACUAAUAAUGGGUUGCUUAAAGGAUUGAAAAUUGAUGUUAUUUCUGGUCCUGAUUUUGAAGUUAGUGAGAUGAAGAAGUUAUCUUCUUGCUCUUGCUAAUGUUACUAGCUUUGUGGUGGGGUGUUACCAUGUAUUUAAACAAAAAAAGACUAAUGAGAGAUAAAUAUGGGGUGUGCAUGUGUCAAAAAUGUGCUUUUAUAGUGAAGGUUGUCAAGAAGAUUAUUGCUCUCUUGGCCUUAUAUAUAGCUAGUAAUUAGAUUAUAUGAGGAUGUGGAGUGGUUGUUGAUCAAUAUUUUUGGUUGCAAUUGAUUCUGCAAUGAAACUAAUCUGCAUAUUAAUAUGUA